Molecule: messenger RNA, 1299 nt
Organism: Prorocentrum cordatum
Lineage: Eukaryota; Dinophyceae; Prorocentrales; Prorocentraceae
Source: the annotation of a GenBank genome assembly
AUGCCCGACGGCGGGAGGGAGCGCUGGCGGCCCGGGCAGCCCAGCAAGCAAGCAGGAGGGGCAGCCGCAGAGGCGCAGAAGGGUGCCCAGCUGCUGAUCGACCUCAAGUACGCCAACGAACUGCCCAAACCCCCAGUGCCGAAGCUCCUGAAGGCGCUGCCCAGCGCCGAGAGGCUGUUCCAGUACCGGCCCACCUCGCUCGAGCUCGACCACCGCCCAUUCCUUCUGUCCGAGGAGGGGCUGCUGAAUCGCCUGGAGCUCGUCGACCCUGACGCGUACGGCGAGCCGGCUGCAAAGGGGUCUAUGCCGCCCCCACCAGCGCCCGUGGACGCGCAGCUGCUGCGCGACGACGACGUGGGGCAGGAUGUCAAAGAGGCUGAGCUCAAGCGUCGGCGGCUGACUGAGCGCACGGAGGCGUCGCACCGGCAGGCGUUCGGUUUGCAGUUGCCGCUGCUCAUCACAAACGAUGUGUUCACAGAGCGGCAGCGCCACACCACGGGCACCGAGGCGGCGGAGAAGAAGCUGGAGCGGCAUCCACCAGGCUUCGAGUCGGUGCAACAGUUGGCUGAUAAGAUAGAGCAGUCAUUCGCUGCCGCCAAGGAGGCGCCCGUGCAUCCCACCAAGCCUGGUUUGCGCGCCAAGCGCGUCUUGCCCAUCGUGCCAGACGCGGUUCUGUGGACGAAUCGUUACCGACAGGUAGUAUUCGACGAAGUGCCCGUGGAGCCGUCGAGGAACGAUUUGCUGUUCAAGACGACGCCCAACCCAAGGUCGACGUGUUUCGGUUUCUUCUCCCCAGUCGACGGCACGGAGCUUGGCUCCUACAGCCUCAUGCAGAAUUACGUGUGGAGCAACCGCGGUGAGUUCACCCGGCGCAGCGCGUGCGGGGAGGGCCAGGCAAUCUUGCUCUCCUUCCCCAAGGAAAAUCCUGCCGAGGAUGGCAAAGAGAGCGCGGCCGGUGAGGUCAGAUUCGUGCAAGUGCCGACGCUGAUGAGGUUGACGAAGCAGAAGGCCAUGCGUUUGGACCUGAAUCUCGACCUUCAGGCACUCAGCGUGAAGCACCGCGACCAGACCCCUGCUGAGAUAGAGGAGGAGGCCCCGGUGGCCCGGCAGGUGCUGGUGGACGAGCCGGAAGAGGUGGACAAGUCGGAGGCGAGCCUGGACUACAUCGACGGCCAGUGGGUCAUCCACCAGGACCCGCGGUCACAGGGCAAGUCCUCGGCCUCGAGGCCCACAGGGGCAGAGAGCAGCGCUUUCGGAAGCCAAGCCUUGCGGAGCGAGACUGGUGGCUCGGCCGGGUAG